Messenger RNA from Sorex fumeus (smoky shrew), 1262 nucleotides. It is a transcript of the gene CPB1, whose product is annotated as carboxypeptidase B1. Lineage: Eukaryota; Metazoa; Chordata; Mammalia; Eulipotyphla; Soricidae. Gene Ontology annotation, biological process: proteolysis. The transcript has 11 exons. Bases 1 to 1254 code for a protein of 417 amino acids. The record is from RefSeq and is a predicted model, not a curated record. Gene Ontology annotation, molecular function: zinc ion binding; metallocarboxypeptidase activity.
AUGUUGGCCUUCUUGGUUCUCGUGUCUGUGGCCCUUGUGUCAUCUCACCAGACUGCAGAGCACUUUGAAGGUGAGAAGGUCUUCCGCGUUGAUGUUGAAGAUGAAAGCCACAUCAACUUGCUGAAGAAGUUGGCCAGCACUACCCAGCUUGACUUCUGGAAACCUGACUCCGUCACCCAAAUCAAGCCCCACACCUCCGUUGACUUCCGUGUAACAGCAGAAGAUGUCUCCGCUGUGGAAGACUUCCUGGAUCAGAAUGAACUCAACUAUGAGGUCUUGAUCAACAACCUGAAAUCCCUGCUGGAGGAUCAGUUUGACAGCCAGGUCCGCAGCACCGGACACAACUACAAGAAGUACAACAACUGGGAAACGAUCGAGGCUUGGACCGAACAGAUCGCCAAGGAGAAUCCCGCCCUCGUCACCCGCAGCGUCAUCGGAACCACUUUUGAGGGACGCAAUAUGUACGUUCUGAAGGUUGGCAAGAGUGGAGAAAAUAAGCCUGCCGUCUUCAUGGACUGUGGUUUCCAUGCCCGAGAGUGGAUUUCCCCUGCCUUCUGCCAGUGGUUUGUGAAAGAGGCUGUUCGUACCUACGGACGUGAAACCCACAUGACUGACCUUCUUGAAAGGUUGGACUUCUACAUCUUGCCCGUGGUCAAUAUCGAUGGCUACGUUUACACCUGGACCAAGAAUCGCAUGUGGAGAAAGACCCGCUCCAUCCAUCCUGGUUCUUCCUGCGUUGGUACUGACCCCAACAGGAAUUUCGAUGCUGGUUGGUGCAAAAUUGGAGCCUCUAGGAAGCCUUGCGAUGAUACCUACUGCGGACCUUCUGCAGAGUCUGAGAACGAGACCAAGGCCCUGGCUGACUUCAUCCGCGCCCACCUCUCCUCCAUCAAGGCUUACCUGACCAUCCACUCUUACUCCCAGAUGAUGCUGUACCCUUACUCCUAUGACUACACAGUCGCAAAGGACAAUGUUGAAUUGAAUGCCCUGGCUAAGGCCACCGUGAAGGAGCUGGCCACUCUGCACGGCACCAGAUACACCUACGGACCAGGAGCCACAACCAUCUAUCCUGCUGCUGGCGGCUCCGACGACUGGGCUUAUGACCAGGGAAUCAAAUAUUCCUUCACCUUUGAGCUCAGAGAUAAGGGCAGAUAUGGCUUUGCCCUCCCCGAAAGCCAGAUCCAGGCAACCUGUGAGGAGACCAUGCUGGCCGUGAAGCACAUCGCCGGCUACGUCCUGGAACACCUCUACUAGAGCAGAGA